AAUCAGUUCUCUUUGGGCCGAGGUGAGUGCGGCCAUGUCUUUCCCUAAGGCUCCUCUCAGGCGCUUCAACGAUGCUCCCACUUGUGCCCCACCUCCAGGUUCUUAUGAUAUCAAAACUUCAGAUCCCUCUAAAGGACCUGUAUCUUUCGACAAGUCAGAACGGUUCAGAAUACAAACAGGGGAUGCUGGAAACCAGCAGAUUCCCAGUAAUAUAAAACCAACAUCUUCCCCAGCAAAUGGAAGAAAACUCCCAGCUCAGCGGUCAAGGCCAAGUAAUUGUGGAAUGAAGGCUAAAAAGGAUUUGACUGUCCUGAAAGAUAUGAAAAACCAAAAGGAGCUGGAAAAAGAGAUACGUGUGCUAAUUGCAGAACGAGGACAACAGGAUAGAAGGCUGCAAGCCCUGGAGGAAGACCUUGAGAAAUCUGAAUCAAAGCUAUGUGCUAUACUGAGAGAGAAAACUUCUCUUCUGGCAAAUGUUGCUUCUCUGGAAAAACAGCUUCUGGAGUUGAGCAAGACCAAUGAAUUGCUCAAAACAAAGUGUUUUGAAGAUGGGGCACAGAAAAAAGUGAGCAGUCUAUUGGUAGAGUUAAUGAAGCUCAGGAAUCGGCUGAAUGCAAAGAGGGUCACCUUUGUUAAGCAGAAAGACAUGGACUCUAAACUUAAUGUAACCCAAGGAACCUUGGAACAUUCAAAAGAAAAAGUAGCACAGCUGGAAGAACAACUGAUGGAAACUGAGAAACAGUCUGAAGAGAAAUAUGAUUCAGAGAAGCUCUUAGAAUAUAUUGCAGAACUUGGGAAUGUUGCAGAACAAAUGGGUGAUAAAUACAAUCUAGAUAUCACCCAUUUAGAGGAAACAAUAGAAGCCAAGAAUAAGGACAUUGAAAAAUUACAGACUGCUCUUCAACAGAAAGACACAAUGCUGUCAACAGAGGUCAAAGAGCUGAAUGAAAAGUACAAGAUGACUGAAGACCAAAAAGAGAAAAUGUUAACUGAAUAUGGAGAAAAAGAACGAGCUAUGAAUGCUGAGAUAGAAUGUUUGAAAGAACAGUUGCAUCUAGAAAAACAGGAGCACCAAAAGCAGAAGGAAAUCUGUAAGGAGAUCUCAGCUGCUACGCAACAGACGCUGUUUGUUGUCCAAGAAGAAGUGGCUAAAGAGAGACAGAUUUUAGAGAGGGAACUGAGAGAAACCAUGGAUGAAGUUGAUAAACUGCAUGCCAAAGAUGCUGAAGCUGCGAAACUGUUGAAGUACUUAGGAGAAAAGAUUGAAUCCCAAGCUGAGACAAUAGCACAACUGGAAGCAAAACUAGAAAGGAAGAAUGCAGAGUUAAAGAAAAUGACUGAACUACACAGUAAUGUCAUUGAGAAGAAACAAAAAGAGCACAGCAAUGCCCUGUGUAAACUGGGAGAGACCACUGCUGAAUUUGAAAUUUACAAGUCUUGUGCUGAGAAAGAAAUUGCAUGCCUCAAAGAAGAGAAAACUACUAUGGAGGAAAAAAUAAUUCAGAUGAGUAAAGCAUUCCACCAGAAUACUGAAACAAUGGAAGAGUUGCAGCAUGCUAAGAAGGCAAAGGAAGAAUAUUCAAGGAUGCUGUUGGAUGCCCAGACAAAAGUCACAUUAAAAGAUGCAGAAAUAAAAAGAAUCAAGGAGUCAAGUGCUAUGCACAUUGCUAAUCUGCAAGCAAGAUUAGAAGAGCAAAGUGAAGACUUCAAGAAACAACUUGAAAUAGAAAGGAAAACUAUUGCAGAAAAGUUAGAAGCAGAUUAUAAAGACAGCAUAGAAACCUGGCGUGUUCUAUAUGAAGACCUGUCUAACAAAGUAAAACCUUUCCAGCAACAACUUGAUGCAUAUGAGGCAGAGAAAAAUGCCCUUCUGAAUGAACAUGGUGCUGCCCAAGAAGAGCUAAACAAAAUCAAUGAUGCAUAUGCUAAGCUGCUGGGCCAUCAAAAUCAGAAGCAGAAAAUCAAACAUGUCAUGAAACUGAAAGAAGAGAACACCCAACUGAAACAGGAAAUAUCAAAGCUGCGCUGUCAGCUAGCAAAGGAAAAACAAGUUCGGGAAGAGCUCCAGGCACAAAUGAAUCAAAUUCAGGGUGUCAAGCGAUUUGAUCCUUCAAAAGCUUUUCAGCAUGUUCCCAAGGAAAACAUUCCUCCCAAAACACCUUUUAAAGAAAGUAACAGAAGAACAGCCAAACUGCUUUCAAAAGAACAGGAACAAAAUCACAUGUAGGAGCUCCAAGGACUUCACUUUUGAAGAAAGUAACUGGCGAGUCCUAUGAAAUAAUUUGUACAUAUCUAGGCUAUCUCAAUUUAGCUGGAUGGUAGAACUAUCAUUUUAAAACCUCUGUUUAAAUAAUAAAGUAACUGGCUAUAUCCUUUCACACUGUCCUUUGUUUAAAGUGAAAAUGAUGAUAAUCCUGACAUACUUAAUGUACCAUCAGCCCAUGGGUCUGCUCACAAGUAUUUACUAAAAGAUGACUGGUAAACUUUUCUGAUUAUUAUAAUAGAUUACAGUAUGUGUUUCAGGAGGAGGAGUUAUAGAUCAGUUUUCUCUACAUUUGUUUUUAAUAUUGGUGUCUUUUAAUGCUUGCACAGUAUUAGGGGUGAAAACUUAAUAAUAGCAGUAAUAACAACCAGACUUUUUGCAGGUGCCAGUAAAGCUAAUUUUUGUAUUUGUUUUCUCAGAUCAGUUGGCAUUUUUGCUGUGUUCUUAGGCAGUGCACCCUAAAUGUAGCCUACUUACCCUCUAUGAUAUAUAAUUAACGUUUUCAAUUUCUUUUUUAAAAAGGAAAAACCUUUACUAUCAAGAAAUAAACAGAAUUAUCUCUCCAACCAAGUGAAAUUUAGGAGAAAUGUGUUUGUUUUUUUGUUAUAUUAAUAAAUGUGUAA
Sceloporus undulatus (fence lizard) is the source of this 2886-nucleotide messenger RNA. RefSeq names its product hyaluronan mediated motility receptor (gene HMMR). Gene Ontology annotation, molecular function: hyaluronic acid binding. The transcript is spliced from 18 exons. Gene Ontology annotation, cellular component: membrane. The record is from RefSeq and is a predicted model, not a curated record. NCBI's taxonomy places the organism in Eukaryota, Metazoa, Chordata, Lepidosauria, Squamata, Phrynosomatidae. Bases 35 to 2227 code for a protein of 730 amino acids.